AUGGACAAAGGAGCACCGUCUAGUUUGUUUGUUAAUGAUGGUUCAUUCAUGGAGAAGUUUAAACAGCUUCAGCAAGGGAAUGAGAAGGAACCAGAAAAGGAUAAGGGUGCCGCAGAAAAGGAUUCUAAACCCAAAACUAUUAUUUCAGGGUCCGUGAUGCCUAAACCUUCUUUUGGUAAAGUAACUAUGCAGCUCAAGGGUAAUGAUUCACGGAAGACCCCACAGACUGCUUCAGGUGGCAAACUUGCUUUCAGCUUGAAACAGAAGUCAAAGCUUGUGGCACCUGCAGUUAAACUGGGUGAAGAUGAGGAGGAUGAAGCUGAAGCAGAUGUGGUAAAUAUUUCGGGUGAUGUAUCGGCAAAGAGGCAGAAGUUGGGUCCACUGGAUACCUCUGACCAAUCAUCGAGACGAUUGGAUGUUGCACCACCUCCUCCAAGUGAUUCCACAGUGAAGAAUGUUGCAGACAAACUAGCAAGUUUUGUUGCUAAACAUGGAAGGCAGUUUGAGAAUGUUACAAGGCAAAAGAAUCCUGGAGACACACCUUUCAAAUUUUUAUUUGAUGAGAAUUGCAUAGACUUCAAGUAUUAUGAGUAUAGGCUCGCUGAAGAAGAAAGGGCUCUUUCACAGAGCGGGGAUUCUCUAAUGUCUUCUAGUGUUGGUACAAGUACUUCGGCAUCUAAAUCCACUGGUAGUUCUCAAAGGUCACAGCAGCAGCAUUCAAAUUACCAAAUUCCCGCUUCAGCUUUGUAUGAAGCUGCUGAAGAGCCCAGGGGUUCGGUGUCAACAUCUUCAGGAAGAGCUGGUGAAUCUAGUGCACCGGCAGGUACAGAUCCUAUAGCAAUGAUGGAGUUCUACAUGAAGAAGGCUGCUCAGGAAGAGAGGAGGAGACAGCCUAAACAGUCUAAGGAUGAGAUGCCCCCUCCUGCUUCCCUUCAAGCUUCUUCCAAAAAAGGUCAUCAUAUGGGUGACUACAUCCCACCAGAAGAGCUUGAGAAGUUCUUGGCUACUUGUAAUGAUGCAGCUUCAGUAAAAACCGCUAAAGAGGCUGCAGAAAGGGCAAAAAUCCAGGCUGAUAAUGUUGGGCAUAAACUCUUGUCCAAAAUGGGUUGGAAAGAAGGUGAGGGUCUGGGGAGUUCCAGAAAUGGUAUUUCAAAUCCGAUCAUGGCUGGUGAUGUGAAGAAGGAUCACUUGGGUGUUGGUGCUCACAAUCCUGGGGAGGUGACUGCUGAUGAUGAUAUAUAUGAGCAGUACAAGAAGCGAAUGAUGCUUGGUUACCGUCACAGGCCAAACCCUCUGAAUUGCAAGUUCAAUUACAAGGCUAGCCUUGAUCUGAUGGUCUUCUGUUUCCCCUUUGACAGAACAACCCUCGAAAAGCAUACUACUGAGCAACAUUUCAUGCAAGCUGUUUGUUUGUAG
Messenger RNA from Dovyalis caffra, 1416 nucleotides. The record is from the annotation of a GenBank genome assembly. NCBI's taxonomy places the organism in Eukaryota, Viridiplantae, Streptophyta, Magnoliopsida, Malpighiales, Salicaceae.